Molecule: messenger RNA, 2242 nt
Organism: Amphiprion ocellaris (clown anemonefish)
Lineage: Eukaryota; Metazoa; Chordata; Actinopteri; Pomacentridae
Gene: bcl10
Product: BCL10 immune signaling adaptor
Exons: 3
Coding region: 451-1194 (247 amino acids)
Biological process (GO): adaptive immune response; apoptotic process; positive regulation of extrinsic apoptotic signaling pathway
Cellular component (GO): cytosol; CBM complex
Molecular function (GO): NF-kappaB binding; protein kinase B binding; transcription coactivator activity
Source: RefSeq, a predicted model, not a curated record
UCCACCAGGAACAGCGCUCCACAUGCGAAGAACCAGGACUCAACCAAGCCGCAAUCAAAGCCAGGAAAGUGGGACGGUUUUCACUUUUCCGGCAUCGUGAGUAGAGAUUUCGGCCUGGAUACAGACUUUUUUCCUUACAGAUAGCUGUACGAAGCAGCUGUAAAUGUUAAAUUAACCGCUCUGCUGUGUGAACUUCUCUCUUCUCUUGUCGACGUAGUUAAACCUCGACACAAUCAGGAAGUCCGGGGAUUUUUUUUUUUUCACUUCUUGAAACGCAAAAGUUGAAUGGACAGUGGAUACGGUACCUUUUAACGACAAAUAAUGAGCUUUCUCAUUCUUUGACGCUUCCGGGUAAUUAAUUGGUGGGGUUAAUUUCACUAUUAGACUGUUAUUAACGUAUUUUAGCCGUCAUUCGUUACCCGGAACACCUGGAUUUUACUACACUGAAGGAUGGAUGCUCCUCACCUCACUGAAGACGAAAUGGCAGACAUAAAGAAAGACGUGCUGACCAGACUGCGGCACUACCUCUGCGACAAGAUCAAAGCAGACCGCCACCUCGACUACCUGCGUUCUCGCAGGAUCCUGACGCGAGACGACGCCGAGGAAAUCAGCUGCAGGACCACGCAGACCAAGAGGACGGCCAUGUUGCUGGACAUCCUGGCCGAGAACCCCCGCGGCCUGGACGCCCUCAUCGACUCCAUCCGGGAGAUGCGCGCGCAAAACUUUAUCAUCGCCAAGAUCACAGACGAGGUGCAAAAGGCCAAAAACGAGAAGAUCGAGUCUCUCAGAGCAGGCGCCUCUAGUUCCUCAUCUGACAGCACCUUCAGCCCUCCAAGCACAACCAGCGACUUCCCCACAACAUUUUCAAACAACUCCACCAUGCUUCUCCACCCAGAUGGAGAGCGAAGUCCUUCCACUUCAGACGUGACAGGGUCCCUUAGUCUGCCUUCGCUACACAGAGGUGGAAACCCUCCCUCUGUGGCUGGUGCUAGCAUCGCCGCAGCAUCCUCCUCCUCCAGCCUGCCGAAGCCCGGAGACCCCGGAGCUCCUGCGCUGCCGGACGAGGUGAUGGUGGAAUCGCCGUCCAACUUAGAUGCCGGAGCGGCAGGAUGCACCAGCAGCGGAGGAGAUCCAAACUUCCAGCCUCUCCGGUCGCGCUCGCUCACUCCAACAUCACACAGGAACAUCUUUUAAGUACACAUCUCAAUGGGACAGUUACAGAGACAGACCAGCAGAACCCUCAGCUCUUACACAAACACUCUCAUUGUCUGUUCGGUGCUCCUCACGCCUUAGAUCAGGCAGUUUGCGAGAACUUGCUGCACAUGAGAUGUACUACAUAUUACCACAGUAUCAGUCAACUCUGUAGAGGGGAAAUGGGGACAUGUUAUCACUGGGGAUGGGCUCAUGUUUCAGGGUCUGAUGCUGGUGACAGUUGGUUACUCUAGUUCUGGUGAAAGGUUACGAUCCCUUAGCUUUGACAAUAUAUACACGUCUUUUCAACAAAUGUUUAAAAACAAGAAGAUGUACAAGAACUUAAAUACAGGGUUUCCCCAAAGUUUGGACACAUAAUUGUUUUGCCUCCACAGAUUAAAUAUGGUUUUGUCCAAAGAAGAAAGAGUUGAACCGAUACUUCUCAGUGGACGUGAAGGAUGGACACAUCGAAAGUUAGCAGAUUGAUUUAGUCUUUUGACAAAAUCCUGUGUGUCCAGACUUUAGGGACACCCUAAAGCUAGAAUAUGAAAAAAAAUUAUUUACAUCAGAAAUUGUCUCAUCAGACAAUAAGAGGAUUAUAAAUCUGUGCGUGCAUUUAAGGCAAGCUGUAUCACCCAGUAGUUUGUAAAGAUAAAAUGCAUCAGGCUUAGAUUCCAAGCGAGAAAAUCUGACUCACCCUGCCAAACAUUUUCAACGUUUUCCUCUCGUAUCAAAAACCUGCUAAACUCUCAGGUAAAAUGACUGUAGCUACAGUUUAUGUGCAGUGCUAAUGAACUUUUCACUUUUUUACACUGGAAUGACUGCUUCAGAGUGUGUAAUGAGCCAGUCUGCCUUGGACCAAAGCACCAAAUGGUUUCUAGCUUUCUCCGAUGCAUCGAGUCAACAAGAAUUUGCUUCACAUUUUUUGUCACUACAGAAGUCUUGAAUCGCAUAAUGUGAAGCGCACACCAUGUCCUGCUUGUUUCCUGUUCUUUCCCUGGUUAUGUGCCAUAAUCUGUUGCAUACUAAAGCCUUUAUAUAUAAAUUGAAA